Aspergillus tanneri is the source of this 1509-nucleotide messenger RNA. RefSeq names its product NAD(P)/FAD-dependent oxidoreductase. NCBI's taxonomy places the organism in Eukaryota, Fungi, Ascomycota, Eurotiomycetes, Eurotiales, Aspergillaceae. Gene Ontology annotation, cellular component: cytoplasm. Gene Ontology annotation, molecular function: oxidoreductase activity. The transcript is spliced from 2 exons. Bases 1 to 1509 code for a protein of 502 amino acids. The record is from RefSeq and is a predicted model, not a curated record.
AUGGCGCAUGCUUCAAAUAUCACCAAAUUGCCCGGUGAGGUCCUGGCUAAACUGAUUGGGCAGGUUUAUUCGGACCCCCAAGUUCCUGUAAGCAACCCUACCGUGCCUACUUGGCAAGAGCCACCUCAUCCCCUCGCCGAAACUCAGUCAGACAAUCUAUCCCCGGCGAUAGAUUUUGCCAUUAUCGGCUCUGGAAUCACAGGAUGCAGUGUUGCCAAACAUCUUCUCGAAGACUCUCGAUCUGCCAAUCGAUCGGUGACGGUCUUUGAGGCACGGACUCUGACAAGCGGCGCCACAAGCCGCAACGCUGGAUUCUUGCUCUCCCACAUUCCUAGUGAUUUCAAGGACAUGGUUGAGAUAUUCGGGAACAAAAGCGCUAUUGGGAUCGCUAAGCUUUGCCAAAGAACGGUGAAGGGAAUGAAACAGCUGGCCGAAUCCCUGGGGCCCGAUACUUUGGCAGCAAGCGAGAAGAGACCUGUCCGAGCGAUUCUAUCGUUUAGCGAGAAAGAGGUUAUGAAGGCAGCCCUGGAAUCAAUCGCUCUUUAUGAAGAGAUAUUUCCCGAGGAGAAAGGGUCAUUCUCUACUAUAACUCCCGAAACACUCGACAAGGUAUAUCAAGUGAAGGGAUUUGCUGGAGCCUUAGCUACAGAUGGAGAGGUGCUAUGGCCCUACCGUCUGGUGACACGGAUUUUUGCGGACCUUCUUCGUCGCUAUUCUAGUCGUUUCUCGAUCGAGACCAAGACGCCAGUGACAUCAAUUGCCUACUCUCCCACGACAAAUGACAAAUAUCCAUUCAUACUCACCACUCCUCGUGGUGUUGUCCGUGCUGGGCAGGUGCUUCAUUGUACCAAUGCGUGGGGUAGCCAUCUGGUGCCCAAUUUACGGGGAAAGAUCCUACCCACACGUCAUAUCAAUUCUUGUCAAAGACCUGGUCCGAAAUUUCCCAAACUUGGCAAUAAACUGUGUUGGAUGUGGUUCAUCUUACCUAGCUAUGACCCUGCCUCUGGAAUUGUCGACACAGGACUAUAUUACAUGCAGCAAAAUGGAGAGACACACGACCUUUUUUUUGGAGGCAACAGGGCACAUAUCGAAGACAUUAUCAACGCAGACGAUAGUAUUGUCAGCUUAGUCCAAGGCACCCAAGUUUCCACCCUUCUGCCAAAGCUGUUCAACCGAAGGUGGGAUAACCCGGCCACCGGAGAGGUGCAAUCUUCAGUGGUCGACAAAGUAUGGAGUGGAAUAAUCGGUGCUACGCCGGACCAUCUUCCGCUGGUUGGAAGCCUACCGGCUAGUAUCACCGGAAGGGGAGAAGGUGAGUGGAUUGCAGCGGGCUACAAUGGAUAUGGCAUGGUGCAGUGUUUGUCCACUGGUGAGGCCCUUGCAAGAAUGGCCCUCGGGGACCCGCAGCCAGUGUGGCUUCCGGACAUGUUAUUGCCCUCCGAAGAGCGUCUGACCGAUGAGGCCCGCAUGGGCCUGGAAGCAGCACUUUCCAGUGCACUAAGGAUUUGA